CUCGUUUUAGGGCGAGAUGAGAUGAGCUUGGGCGGGGCGGGCGCGCCGGCUGUGAUCUCCAGGUCUGUGUGCUGCUGUAGCGCCGAUCUCUCUGCGCCGCGCCACUCGAUGAUCGCGAAGCUCGGGCAGAGGUUUAAUGCGGCGGGGAUUGGAUCGGCUGCCCCCGUGCUGCUGCGCGACCGGAGCUUAAUGCUGCCGCAUGUUCAUGUGCCGGAUAUCAGCUGGAUUGACUGGAGGGCGCUCAAGGAGCGGGGAUUUGCCGGUGUGGUGUUUGACAAGGAUAAUACGCUCACGGCCCCGUAUGUGGCGACCGUGUGGCCGACGCUGGGCGAGUCCUUGGAAGAAUGUCGGAAGUGCUUUGGGGAGAAUGUGGCACUUCUCAGCAACAGCGCAGGACUGUACCAGUUUGAUCCCGCGGGAGUUGAGGCUGACGCACUAGAGGAGUCACUUGGAAUUUCCGUGAUCAGGCAUGGCUCUAAGAAACCGGCUGGAAAUGCUGAUGCUCUCAAGAAGAGAUUUGGAUGCGAUGCGUCACUUCUCGUUAUGGUAGGUAGGAGAUCGCCACCUUACCGACGUCGUGUAUGGCAACAAGAAUGGACUGCUCACGAUUUCUACAGAGCCUCUCACGCUCAAAGGCGAGCCUUUCAUCGUGACCAGAGUCCGGAGGUUCGAAGAUGCGAUGCUGCGAAGAUGGAAGUCCAGCGGAUUGAAGCCGCCGCCUCACUCGCUGCACACUACGGAGUUUGACUUCAUUAAAGAUCCCGGUUGUUGGUAGAGCUAAUGUAGCAACACCGCUGCUUUCAAGGGUUUGUUAGUGCAACUUGAAGAACAGUUUCUAUCUUCAAGUUGCACUAACAAACCGUGCCACUUGUAGAC
Messenger RNA from Selaginella moellendorffii, 876 nucleotides. RefSeq names its product probable phosphatidylglycerophosphatase, mitochondrial. Lineage: Eukaryota; Viridiplantae; Streptophyta; Lycopodiopsida; Selaginellales; Selaginellaceae. The record is from RefSeq and is a predicted model, not a curated record. The transcript has 6 exons. Gene Ontology annotation, molecular function: phosphatidylglycerophosphatase activity. Bases 22 to 747 code for a protein of 241 amino acids.